UAUUCGUCAGUCUGCCGCGAACCAAGCAGUAUCGAUGAUCUAAAGAUGAAAAUACUAUUUUGUCUUGUGAUAUUAUCAGCGGCCUCAUGUGCCCCAAAUUUGAGGAAAGAAGAAGUUUUAGCUAAAUUGUACAGCUUUAAAACACAAUGGGACUCUUUCGUUGAGGAUGCUGAUACACCGUUGAUGGAAACAUCAAUGUUUGACAAAAUUUCCUCGGCUCUCAGAUAUAUUGAACCAUCAACUCCACUAGCACAAAGUUUUCUAAAGAAAGAUACAAAUAUUCUUUACAUGAACAAACCUUUUACUAAAUUCGACUUUAAUCCUACAUUUAAAAUGAACUUCAUGGACGUUUUAAGGGAUUCUCUUAAGGCAUAUCUGUCUGAUAUUUUGUCCUCGAGUGAAGAAAUUAAGAAUAUGAUACGUACUAUAGCUAUGGGGAAAAGAUACGAUUCUUCAAAAAUCAGGAACUUUAUAAAAGAAAUAACUGUUGCUGAGAAUUUGGAGAGACAUAUUGUCAAUGAUGCUUUAAAAAUAUAUUUGGGCAAAAACGGAAAGAGCAGUCCUUCAAUUUAUGCUAAUCAUACAAUCAAUGAUAAAUGUAAGUGGGACUUUAGUACAACAAUUCUCGACACUGGACGAAUGGUCAUAAGUUGGCUAAUAGAUGCGGACACACUAGCUGAAGAGUUGUACGCUAUUGUAAAGAAUGUUAUUUUUGAUGUUGUGGCAGACAUGUAUCCUAUAUUAGUUGAAGACAUACUUGGUCCUAAGUGUGAAUGUCGAAGGCGGGCGGAGCCAGCAGAGUGCGUAUUAGAAUGCUGUCAACCGCCUACGAAUUGUUCAGCAUGUUCAGAUCAGGACUUUGAGGAAGAGGAUAUUCUUUUAGUUGGUCCAGUUGGGGAAUUAAUUUGUUCAUUUAUUGAUGAUCUCGGUUUGAAUGAGAGUCUAAAGCUAAUUGCAAACAAGACACUGACAAUUACUGAAGAACAAACAGCUACUAUUAUAGGAUUAAUCGACGCACUUUUCAAACUUCCGACUGGGAUAAUGGAAGGAAAACUACAUUGGAUGGGAAGCUAUGAUCUAUGCUUGGACACAGAAAUGAAAUUUAAGCACUGGUCGAUUUCGGGUGCAAUUUCUCAGAAUGAACCAAAAAAAUCUUACAAAGGUCGAUAUUGUCGAGUAGGAGUCUCACCAACAGAGCUCGUGCGAAACAAUAGUGUAGGUAUCUUUAUGCUUAGUGUUGGAAUGUGCGUGUCUGAUGCAUGUAGCAGAGAAGAUGUUGGAUCAUUUUUUACAAAAGAUCUUCAAUUGCCUAAUUUAAACAUUCCAAAUCUUUCAAUUCCCGGUUUAUUAAAUAUAUCUGCAAUAAAUGUUUCUUUACCAUCACCUUUGGAGAACAUUUUAGGACUUUCAGUAGUAGAAGUUGCCUGUGGAAAUUAUUGGUACGACCUUAAUACACCUAGACUAAGAGCUGGCCUUGGUGUUGUUCUGGCGGUAGUUGUGUUAGUAAUUCUGGCAACUUUGUAUGACUGCUUAAUAAGGCGUAACAUAAUGAGAAAGAAAUUAACCCAAAGAAAAGAGCUUAUGAGGAAAAAACUUUCAGUUGCUACUUUUGAGGGUUUUGAUAAAGUAAAUGACAACAAGCUCGCAGUUCCUCCAUCGAUUCCUAGUGGAAAUAGCCCACCAGGAUACUCUCCAGUGCACGAAGAUGACAUGAAGCAUCUGGGUGGAGGAAAGAUCUAUCCCACUUUACCGCGAUCAAUUUCAACAAUUUCAAAACAGAGCUCUAUGGUACACUUCUUUAGUGCAGAAAGCUGCGUCGAACCAACGUCCAAGAGAGAUGAGUGGAUUGAUCGAAUCGAAAUGGCUUUUGCUGGUUUUUCUGCCUAUUCCAACCUUCGUAGAAUUUUUCGCACCAAUACAAGAAAAGAGGAGAUUCGAGCGAUUAGUGGUAUGAGGGUUCUCAGCUACGGUUGGAUUGUUCUAGGACAUACUUUCUUAUUUGGCAUACUUAUAACUGAAACAUUUAGUACAUCAAAUCUUGUAUCAAUCUUACCUAAGCUUAUCCAGAGAUUUAGCUUUCAAGCGAUUAUAAACUUUCACUUCAAUUCGGAUACAUUCUUAGUCAUCAGGCUUGUUCCCCCUAUGGCUCUCUUAAUAGCUUUUUAUGGUCCCAUGUACCGUUUUCUUGGGGAUGGUCCCAUGUUUCCAGUGAGAAUAACAGACGGUGAUAACUGCAGGGAGAAUUG
Dimorphilus gyrociliatus is the source of this 2246-nucleotide messenger RNA. NCBI's taxonomy places the organism in Eukaryota, Metazoa, Annelida, Polychaeta, Dinophilidae. The record is from the annotation of a GenBank genome assembly.